Alligator sinensis (Chinese alligator) is the source of this 881-nucleotide messenger RNA. RefSeq names its product GINS complex subunit 4 (gene GINS4). The coding region runs from base 32 to 712 and encodes 226 amino acids. The record is from RefSeq and is a predicted model, not a curated record. Gene Ontology annotation, biological process: double-strand break repair via break-induced replication; DNA-templated DNA replication. The transcript has 7 exons. NCBI's taxonomy places the organism in Eukaryota, Metazoa, Chordata, Crocodylia, Alligatoridae. Gene Ontology annotation, cellular component: GINS complex.
AGCAGCAGUUGGCGGGAGUUCGGUCGCCGGGAUGGCGGAGAGCCCUGACUCCCCCGAUCCCGCCGGGCACGACUCGGACGGCGGCAGCGAGGAGCUGGUGCUCACCCCGGCCCAGCUCAUCCGCAGCCUGGAGCAGGCCUGGCUGAACGAGAAAUUUGCCCCGGAGCUGCUGGAGAGCAAAGCGGAGGUGGUGGAGUGCGUGAUGGAGCAGCUGGAGCACAUGGAGUCCAACCUGAAGCGAGUCAAGGGCGUGGACCUGAAGGUUGGCAUCCACCGCAUGGAGAUAGAGCGCAUCCGCUACGUGCUCAGCAGCUACCUGCGCUGCCGCCUGGGGAAGAUCGAGAAGUUCUUCCCCCAUGUCCUGGAAAAGGAGAAGUCCCGCGCGGACGGGGAUCCUUCCAUCCUAUCCCCGGAGGAGUUUGCCUUUGCCAAGGAGUACAUGGCGAACACGGAGAGCUACCUGAAGAGCGUGGCACUGAAGCACAUGCCGCCCAACCUGCAGAAGGUGGAUCUCCUCCAGGCUGUUCCCAAGCCUAACCUGGACUCCUUCGUGUUCCUGCGCGUGCUGGAGCGGCAGGAGAACAUCUUGGUGGAGCCCGAGACUGACGAGCAGAGAGAGUACACCAUCGACCUGGAGGAGGGCUCCCAGCACCUGAUCCGCUACAAGACCAUCGCGCCCCUCGUGGCCUCAGGCGCCGUGCAGCUCAUCUAGGGCAGCAGCGAGCCACAGCGCUGGGGGGGCACCCAGGGGGCCCUGCAGGGGGCCGAGGGACCGCUGGGCACCAUGCCCUCGCCUGCACAUCAUCAUUACUAUUAUUAUCAUUAUUAUUGUUAUUAUUUGUUUUGUUUUGCAAACACCGAGUUAAUUUAAUAAAAAACGU